UAUCAGUUAUUUUUCGUAACUCGAGAUUUACAAAAUGAGGUUCUUAUCUGUCCUCAUAGUGAGCUUCGUCGUGCUCGCAAUGGCCGUUGCUGUUCCUCCAUUCGGUGGACUGGGUGAAGGUUUCGGAGGAGGUGGUGGAGGCGGUGGCGGCGGGGGCUUCGGGGGUGGCGGUGGCUUCGGUGGCGGUGGUGGUUUUGGUAGCGGUGGUGGCUUCGGUGGCGGUGGCGGCGGUGGUGGUUUCGGCGGCAAAGGCCACCACCACCACCAUCACCACGGUAAGCCAGUUGAAGGUGAAUUCGGUCGAGGCGGUGGCGGUGGUUUUGGUGGUGGUGAAGGUUUUGGUCCAGGCGUUGGUGGUGGUUUUGGCCCAGGUGGUGGUGGCAUUGGACCAGCCCUUGGCGGCGACCUCGGUGCAGGCGGUGGUGGUGGUUUUGGUGAAGGCGGUGCUGGUGGCUUUGGUGAAGGCGGUGCUGGUGGCUUUGGUGCAGGCGGUGGUGGUGGUUUCGGUCCAGGCGGUGGAGGUUUCGGUCCAGGUGGUGGUGGAUUCGGACGUGGUGGUGAAUUCAAGGAGUCGUCAUCAAAAGCGAAUGCCCAAUCGGAAAGUUUCAACUCAGGCGGUUUUGGAGGAUCUGAAUCAUCUGCAAGUGCUUCGUCUGCCUCUGAAACAUUCAACUUUUAAGUCUAGUAAUAAGUUCGUAUCAUUAUCUUAAGUAAACUAAAAAUAAACGAAUUUGCCGCA
Molecule: messenger RNA, 739 nt
Organism: Hermetia illucens (black soldier fly)
Lineage: Eukaryota; Metazoa; Arthropoda; Insecta; Diptera; Stratiomyidae
Product: glycine-rich protein 5-like
Exons: 2
Coding region: 35-679 (214 amino acids)
Source: RefSeq, a predicted model, not a curated record